This is a messenger RNA of Cornus florida, 742 nucleotides long. RefSeq lists its product as uncharacterized. Bases 242 to 523 code for a protein of 93 amino acids. The transcript has a single exon. The record is from RefSeq and is a predicted model, not a curated record. Lineage: Eukaryota; Viridiplantae; Streptophyta; Magnoliopsida; Cornales; Cornaceae.
CGUAGUUUGUUUUUUUGUUGUUGCUUUGGUUUCUUCUGUGAUUGCCUCUGGGCAAAAAAAAAAAAAAAAACUUUUUUAAUACAGUAUAUUCUUAAAAUGGUCGACUCGAGCUGCCCUAUAAUUCUGUUCGGCUUGGCUCGUGAAGCAAGAAACAACAAAACUGUCGAAAGAAUUCAGGUGAAAACUGAAUCAACGACAGAUUCCUAGAGAGAGAAAGAGAGAUAUUUUAGAGAGAGAAAACAUGGUGUUCAACAGUUUGCUGGUGAUAUCGGUGGCGAACCGAUCAGCCGAUGUUUGGCAACACCUCGCACGCUUUCCCGAUCCUAUAAGCAGCGAACAAUUGUUAGAUCUCGUCUGUUGUUUCCCAAUUCAACAGAUAGGUCGUUUGUUGAUGUGCAUUUGGACAUUCCUUUGCCUCCCUCCUCCCGAUUCUUUCUAUUCGUACGCCUACUACGAGUCCGAUUCGUCUUCGACCAGUCUCGAUGACGACGAUGAUUACGAUUACGUUUCACAUUCGGAUUGACGUGUAAUUCGGCUUUCAUGUACAGUAAUCUUCAAUCCAAUUCUCUCUAUUAUGGUUUAUGUUGAUUUUAAUUCGAAAUCUUUGAUUGUUGUUUACUAAUUAACCGUUAAAAUUGAUGAACUGUUAUUGAUAUUGGGUGAAUUUACAAAUUGGUGUAAAAUAUUCAUGUUGAAUUUAUUGUUUGGUUGAAAAUCUACAUAUGUUUUUACUGUUGUGUUA